AACGCUUCCUGUUUUGUAAACUGCAACACACACACACUAACAACCGAGAAGAGCAGAGAAAAGCACAAACUCAUCCACGCCAACGCUUUAAUUAACUAUUCAAGGAGAUAGUUGAAAUGUUUCUACCCCGGCGUUCACGCUAACGCAAAGUUUGGUAACUUUAGACAUCAGUGUCGGUUUAGAAACCGAAAUGCCGUCCCGUGUUGAGGACUACGAGGUGCUGUCCUCCAUCGGCUCCGGCUCGUAUGGACGGUGCCAGAAAAUAAGACGAAAAACCGACGGGAGAAUCCUUGUGUGGAAGGAGCUGGACUAUGGCACCAUGGCAGAGAGCGAGAAGCAGAUGCUGGUGUCAGAAGUGAACCUCCUCAGGGAGCUUAAGCACCCAAACAUAGUGAGGUACUACGACCGCAUCAUAGACCGCACAAAUAGCACUCUCUACAUUGUCAUGGAGCACUGCGAAGGCGGGGACUUGUCAAGUCUCAUCAGUCAGUGCAUCAAAGAAAGGCGUUAUUUGGAGGAGCAGUUCAUCCUGCGGGUCUUGGUGCAGCUCACAUUAGCCUUGAAGGAGUGUCACAGGCGGAGCGACGGCAGGGCCACGGUUCUGCAUCGGGACCUUAAACCAGCCAACAUCUUCCUUGACAUCAGGCAGAAUGUCAAACUUGGUGACUUUGGACUCGCAAGGAUUCUGAACCACGACACCAGCUUUGCAAAAACAUUUGUUGGGACGCCGUACUACAUGUCUCCAGAGCAGAUUAACAGGAUGUCAUACAAUGAGAAGUCAGAUAUUUGGUCACUGGGAUGCUUGCUGUAUGAACUUUGCGCGUUAUCCCCCCCGUUCACUGCUUACAACCAGAAGGAGUUGGCGGGGAAGAUCAGAGACGGGAGGUUUAGAAGAAUCCCAUACCGAUACUCGGAAGAACUGAACAUCCUACUCAGCAAAAUGCUCAACCUAAAGGACUAUCUGAGGCCUUCUGUAGAGUCUAUUCUCCAGAGCAGCUUGUUGAGUGUUGUGGUUGCGGAGGAGCAGAAGAAGGCACAGGUACGGCACCGAAGAAAGUCUGCAGACUCUGAAAGUCCUCCAAACAAGCCAGUUGAAGCGGUGCCCACCUCCGCUGCAGAGCUCAGACUCCGGGACCAGGCGCUCCGGGACAAGGAACAUGCGCUUAAGGAGCGAGAGGAGAGACUGGAGAAGAGGGAGAAUGAGCUUUGUGUUCGUGAGCAACUGGCAAACGAAAAGCUUGCACGAGCAGAGAAUUUGCUGAAGAAUUACAGCCGGCAACGACAGCAGAGGGAACUACCGCUGAUAUAUGGCAAAGACAUAGAUGUGGAGAAUCUGUCCCCUGGCAAGAAGAAGGUCCAUUUUGCCGGUGAAAGCAAAGAGAACGAGCAGCCUGACUGUCGUCACAGUGCCACGUCCCAGGAGAUGAUGAGGAGGAGGCUGCAGGCGGCCAAUCUGCGUGCCCAGAAACUGAGCGAAGUAGAGAAGAUUUGUCAGUUCAAAAGCAGGCAGAUCCUCUGCCUCCGCUGAUCACACAGACAUAACCCCCUUACUUAUGACUGAAUGUAAAACUCCCGAGUCACUACAGCUGGGUGUAAAUACUGAGUUAUUUUUAACAUUGAAUAGAUGUGACAGUAGUGAAGAAAGUUGUCGGAAAAGGUGUGUGCGUGUGUGACUGCAAACUUUGUAGUUUUGAAAGUUUCAUUUGGUUGUACAGUGAUGUGUCAGAAAUUCAGGCAGCUAUUGUGGUUAACAGUGUAAUGUGUGUGUUCCUGCUGUAUUUAUGGUAAGGUGUUUCAUAAUUAUAUAUUUGGCAGUAGAUAUUAAGAGGUACGAUAACUGGAAUAAUGUCUUCCAAACCUCUGAUGAAUGUAGAUAUACAUGAAAGCUAUCCUUAAUGAUUAUUAGUAUGACUCAUUUGACUUUAACAUGUCAGUCACAAAGCAUAAAUCAAUAGAUUUAUAUUUUAAAAGAUUUACAUUUUGUUUGAGAUUGUAAGCUUUCUAAUUGCUCAAAACAAUUAUUAAAAUGACUUUGAUCACA
Cololabis saira (Pacific saury) is the source of this 2041-nucleotide messenger RNA. RefSeq names its product NIMA-related kinase 2 (gene nek2). Gene Ontology annotation, molecular function: protein kinase activity; ATP binding. The coding region runs from base 191 to 1528 and encodes 445 amino acids. The record is from RefSeq and is a predicted model, not a curated record. The transcript is spliced from 9 exons. Gene Ontology annotation, biological process: protein phosphorylation. Lineage: Eukaryota; Metazoa; Chordata; Actinopteri; Beloniformes; Belonidae.